This is a messenger RNA of Zea mays, 570 nucleotides long. Its product is annotated as ZCN17 protein. NCBI's taxonomy places the organism in Eukaryota, Viridiplantae, Streptophyta, Magnoliopsida, Poales, Poaceae. The record is from RefSeq and is marked provisional.
UAGAUGUUCAAUAUGUCUAGGGACCCAUUGGUCGUCGGCAAUGUUGUGGGAGAUAUUGUGGAUCCCUUCAUCACAACGGCGUCACUGAGAGUGUUCUACAACAAUAAGGAGAUGACAAAUGGUUCUGAUCUUAAGCCAUCUCAAGUGAUGAAUGAACCAAGGGUCCACGUCGGUGGGCGUGACAUGAGGACUCUUUACACACUUGUCAUGGUGGACCCAGAUGCACCAAGCCCCAGUAACCCUACAAAAAGAGAGAACCUUCACUGGUUGGUGACAGACAUUCCAGAGACAACUGAUGCCAGUUUCGGGAACGAAAUAGUUCCGUACGAGAGCCCACGUCCAAUCGCCGGAAUCCAUCGCUUCGCAUUCGUCCUGUUCAGGCAGUCAGUGAGGCAGACCACCUAUGCGCCGGGAUGGAGAUCAAACUUCAACACUAGAGACUUCGCAGCCAUCUACGGCCUUGGCUCCCCUGUCGCUGCAGUGUACUUCAACUGCCAGAGAGAGAACGGAUGUGGUGGAAGAAGGUACAUAAGGUGAUAUAUCAACCAAGCUAUGUGUGCUUCUCUCUCU